Molecule: messenger RNA, 1212 nt
Organism: Truncatella angustata
Lineage: Eukaryota; Fungi; Ascomycota; Sordariomycetes; Amphisphaeriales; Sporocadaceae
Exons: 1
Coding region: 250-1038 (262 amino acids)
Source: RefSeq, a predicted model, not a curated record
CUGGUAGCGAUGGAUCGACGAAGUUUUGGGCGGUCCUCCAGUGUGUCCACAGAUGAACAAUAUGGGCGUGAGACACUAAAGUACCUAUUCUCUUGAAUGAUCAUAAGGUUCGGUACUUGUCAAGGCCGUUUUCUGUUGAUGGUUAUGGGUUACCAUGGUCCGCUUCAUAGCAGAACGAGAUAAAUUAAUACAAGUAGAAUUACCAUUACAUGCUGUGACAACGGUGAUUCAAGUUGGCAGCUCGUGCUCAUGGUUUCUGGAAGUGCCCCGAUCACAAUCACUUCCUUAAAGCCUGCGCGUUCAUCAACUUCUGUGCUCUUCGUAGCCUUGCAGCUGUAUCGUCUACUCUCAGCUUUAGUCUGCCUUUUCCUCUGGCGCUAUCGCUCAGUUCACCCAUCGAAGAUCCUGACGCCUCGUCAUCCGCCUCAUCUUGGCGGUACACUAAAUAAAUCCGGAUCAGUGACUGCUUCUCAAAGGCGAUUUGAAGUUGGUUCGCAAAUUGUUGCAAAAUGGUCAGAGAGAGAUAAACCCCAGUGGCUUCUGACAAACAAAAUGUGGCCCAAAGACAUGCAGAACAGGUAUGUGAGAAAGAACGGUCCUCUAGGCAGGAUCUGCUUACUCUGUGUCCCACCAUCCUCGGCCACCCUAAGCGGCCUGAACGACUCCCGAGACCCAGCAGCACUGUCGGUCAGGGAGUCCGAGACGGCACCUUUGGCGGCCGAGCGCCGGAUAAAGAACCGUCGGAACACGGAAUUGCUCUUCUUCUGCUGUUGCUGCUGCUGCUGCCGCCCCCCUGCCCCAGAUGCGGAUGACGCGCCGGACCCCCCGCGGCUGCGGCUCUGCUCCAGCGUCUCUCCCGGCCGGCUGCACCUCGAGCACGCCGCCGCCGCCGACCUGCUGGUCCGGUGCAGCUCCAGGCGCUCCGAGCAAGCGCAGACCACGUCCGCGGGGUCGACCUCCGAGCGCCAGCGGCUGACGCGCGCGUGCUUGGCGUCCGGCAGCAGGGCCUGGAGAAGUGGGUCCCGGGGUCGCGGCUGAGGUGAAUGGUUGUCGUCGUGGUGGUUGUUGUUGUUGAUCGACGUGGCUGGUGUUUGUUCUUCUGCUUGUUGUUGUUCCGACAUGGCGUUUGGCUGAAAAGAGUUUAUUUAUUUUUAUUUUUAAUCUACAUCUUACUUCUCUAUAGACGACACAAAUCGCUGAGAACGAAAAAUG